This is a messenger RNA of Puntigrus tetrazona (Sumatra barb), 2178 nucleotides long. It is a transcript of the gene il13ra2, whose product is annotated as interleukin 13 receptor, alpha 2. Gene Ontology annotation, cellular component: external side of plasma membrane. Gene Ontology annotation, biological process: cytokine-mediated signaling pathway. The record is from RefSeq and is a predicted model, not a curated record. Gene Ontology annotation, molecular function: protein binding; cytokine receptor activity. Lineage: Eukaryota; Metazoa; Chordata; Actinopteri; Cypriniformes; Cyprinidae. The transcript has 10 exons. The coding region runs from base 180 to 1424 and encodes 414 amino acids.
ACACACACACACACACACACACACCCUGAGUCACACAAGAGGGUGCUGUAUCCAACAAAAUCAGAGGACAUUAAGCAAAGUUCAUUCAGACAAUCCUGAGGCGGCUUUAUUGGCUCAUAACACCAGGACCUUUCAAUUGGAGAACGGUGACAAUACCGAUAAUAACCCUUCAGAAGAAAAUGUUGCUGCUGAAUAAGGUUCAUGCAUGUCUCUCUGCAUUCGCUUUGCUUUUGCUGACUCAGGAGCCUGUCUCUACAUCAGAGUUUACGGACUGUGGAGAUACGGACAAUUUUCCCACAGUGGAUCCACCUGCCAAUAUUGAGAUAACAGACCCUGGCUUCCUGGGCUACAUCAGUAUCCACUGGACUCGACCGGCCAGCCUUCAGAACCUCACAGGCUGCUCAGUACGAUACCAACUCAGAUACUAUGACACCUAUGAGGAACGAUGGAGGAGUGUUCGAACUGCCAAGCUCACUUACACUGCUCAGUUUGAUCUUGAGAAACCAAUCAAGGUGAGAAUGCUCACUGUGCUGAAGUGUGCGUGCACCAAUGGGACGGAGGUCCAAGGAGAGGAGACGGAGUGGGUCUACGCACCUGAACCUACAGGUGUGGCGGGAUCACGGAUAAGAGAUUUUCACUGUGUUUACUAUGGCAAGGAGUACAUGGAAUGCACCUGGGAUUCAGGACCCGUCAUACCUCCAAAUUCACAGCACUACCUCUAUUACUGGCACAGGGAAAUGGAUGAAACAAAGGAAUGUCCAGAAUACAUCAUAUUAUCUGAGGGUCGAAGGGGAUGCCGGUUUCCUCAAAAAUCACUUUUGGAGUUCUCAAAGUUUAAUUUAUGCGUAAAUGGAUCCUCUCCAGCAGGAAAUUUGAAAACGGCUUACUUCUCUAUUGAGGUCCAAAACCAUGUAAAGCCAGAAGUGGUCUCUUCAGUGCAUGUCUCAGAGAUUGAUGGAGAGCUGAAGUUAGAUUGGUCCCCACCUAGUGGUCAGGUGCCAGAACACUGCUUGGAAUAUGAGGUGGAGAGCAGCACUACGAUGAAAAAUGGCAAGGAAAAAAAGGAAAAUACGGUUAUUCAGAAUUUAGAAGACACAUCUUAUGGUGUCCCGAAAGAGACUGAAAGUCAGAAAACCUGCUUUCGAAUCAGGUCGAAGGUGAACAUGUACUGCGCUGAUGAGGGAUUUUGGAGUGACUGGAGCCAAGCAGAGUGUACAGCAGAAGAUAAUGAAAAAACUCAGUAUCUCAGUCUGGUGGGCCUGGUGGUCAUUGGUAUUGCUGGAGUCAUCCUCCUCUGUCUUCUUAUAUGGAUAUUAAAGCAAACUUGCAUAAAAAAGAUGAACAAAAAGGAUGCCCUCUAUACUUUAUACAAGGAGAAGGUCAACGAGACUAUGCCCAAUAUCCUCAGCCCUAUUUUCAAGUGAUGCUCCCCAUGACCUGCUAAGCUGAAUUUCAAAAUUUCCAAUUACUGCAUUGCUAUUACUAGGCUGCAGUAAAAGCGCAAUACUCAUGCAGAGAAACAAACGUGAGAAGUGAGACUUCAACAACCUUAGAGUGAUCCUUACAGAACCAGUAGUCUUAGGGAACAGGUAUGUGGGGACCUAAAUGAACCACAGCACUGAUACGAAUGUAUGAACCACUUUGGUUUCCAAGACACCAUACUACUAUUUUAUGUGUUUAUGCACAUAUCAUGUGUUACUUAAAGUUACUCAAAGAUUUUUCUAAUACAAGUUAUCUUGCCAGUUUAGCAAUUAUUUUUCAAAUGCCACUGAUCUUGCCAAUUUUGCCUCGAUAUUAUCUUGAUAUUUUAGCCAGUGUUUGUUGUUCUUUUUUCUAUUUCCACGAUCUUGUUGGUUUUGCCAGUGGUUUUUCAAAUGCCAGUGAGCUUGCCAAUGAUUUUUCAAAUGCCAAUCAUCUUAAUAUUUUAGCCAAUGAAUUGUCAAAUUCCAAUGAUCUUGCAGGUUUAACCAAUGAUUUUUCAAAUGCCAGUGAUCUUGUCAGUUUUAUCUUGCUAUCGUCUUUUUUGUUACCUUACUUUGAUGUACGCAUUUUUCAGUAUUUGAGUUUAUUUUACUGCUGAUUACAUAAUGAAGAAAUCAGGAGGAACGAGUAUUCAUACACUUUGGGAAAAUGUGCAAACGUUUAUAUACAUUAUCAAAUAAAAUUUUCUUGAAUUUC